UCCCUGACCUUUGCUUUCAUCCUUCUCAAGUGUUGUUAUGGUUAAUAACAAAAUGAAUCUCAAGCCUUUUAUUCUGCUGUGUUUUCUAUACGCAGUGGUUCUCAUCGCUGCGGUUGUGGCUGAUGAUCCACCUCAAGAAGAGGGAAAAGCUUCAGGAAUUGACGAAAACUUUACUGGAAGCGAUGACGAGCAGGGACUCUUUUUGAGCGGUAGGAAACUCGUGUUAGAUUAUGGUACCGACCAUUGUAAAGGAAGGGGAGGAAGAGGAGGUGGCAGAUACGGUGGUGGUGGAUCUGGCUGUGGUCGAGGAGGUGGUGGUUGUAGUGGUGGAUGCCCAGGAAGAGGUGGUGGAGGCGGAGGAGGAGGAGGUGGUGGUAGUGGAAGAGGAGGAGGAGGUGGGGGAGGUGGGGGAGGUGGUGGAGGUGGAGGAGGUAGAGGUGGGGGAGGCGGUGGAGGUGGUGGAGGUGGUGGGGGUGGAGGAGGCUGGGGAAGUGGUGGAGGUUGGGGAGGUAUUGGAGGUGGUGGAGGUUGGGGAGGGGGUGGAAGCCAAGGGGGAGGAAGCAGUGGCGGUGGUGGCAGUGGAAGCGGAGGUUGUGGAAGCCAUGGAGGAGGAGGUGGUGGUGCCGGUGGUGGCAGUGGAAGCGGAUGUGGUAAAGGAGGAAAAGGUGGCGGAGAAAGAGGAGGAGGAUAUUGA
Vigna unguiculata (cowpea) is the source of this 694-nucleotide messenger RNA. RefSeq lists its product as uncharacterized. The record is from RefSeq and is a predicted model, not a curated record. NCBI's taxonomy places the organism in Eukaryota, Viridiplantae, Streptophyta, Magnoliopsida, Fabales, Fabaceae.